AUGCUAUCCAUCCAACCCCCCAGCACCAACGCAUCCACCACCGGCGCCAGCACCGCAAAGAAAUGCACCCCAAAUCUCCUCCCAGCCCGCAUCUCGCACGCCGGCCCGGUUCCCAACGCCGACAAAUACUGGAAAACACAAACAGAUGAGACCGGAGUGCAGCAUGCGUAUUUCCGCGGAAGACAUCUGUACGGCACGUCGGUGGCGCUGCCGGAGAACUACACUGGCGCGGUGCUGAGUGUUACAGAGAAAGAUUUGCCGGCGCCGAGGGCAGAGAGGGAUGCAGAAGACGAAGAUGAAGAGGAGGAUGAGAGGGUGGAGGUCAAGAUUGCGGAGAGGGUGGGAGAUUUUGACGAGGUUGUGAUUUGGGGACAUGGAGGGGUGGUGGAUGCGAGUGGGGAUGCGUUUACGAAGGGAGUGAACGAGUGGAUUGGUUUUGCGGAGGCUAUGCAUUGUGAGGAGGAUGAGGAAGAGGAGAAGAAGGUGGAUCGAGAGGAGAAGAGUGCUUGA
Messenger RNA from Aaosphaeria arxii CBS 175.79, 510 nucleotides. RefSeq lists its product as uncharacterized. Gene Ontology annotation, biological process: RNA catabolic process. The coding region runs from base 1 to 510 and encodes 169 amino acids. Gene Ontology annotation, cellular component: ribonuclease H2 complex. Lineage: Eukaryota; Fungi; Ascomycota; Dothideomycetes; Pleosporales. The record is from RefSeq and is a predicted model, not a curated record. The transcript has a single exon.